GACCACAUGCGACACGUUUUCUAUGAUCCAAUCGUAAACACUGGGCAGUGUCGGCACUCGGCACUCGCCACUCACUGCUGCAGAUAAACAGAGGUUGAAGGGAAGUGGUGUGCUGUUUUCUUCGUCGUGGGAUCAAAAGAAGACCAUAAUGUCGUCUGUGUGGAAUACUGCAGAGAACCUCCUCUUGGGACCUAGCAUGGAUCCAGUCAGAGGGCGAACUGCACACCUUGCUGAGACUGUGGAUGGGAGUGAAGGUGGUGGACACCUAAUAACUGUAGCAAACUCAAGUUCUGGAGUGACUGCUGUGAGUACUCCUGGCUUUGUAGGGAGUGUUCCAGGCAGAUCAUCACCAGGAAAUACAUCUUCAGGAAGACUUUCUGCUGACAAGGGUAGAGGACGUGGUGCCAGUCUUCCCCCAGCCAUUGCUGAAAGACUAGCCAGACACAAAGCUCAAGAGCAGCUGGUGUACAAACGCAAGAUGAAGCUUUUGAGACGGAUUGUGAAAGACCUUGUAUUUGAAAAUGCAGCACUGUGUGACCAGGUUGCAGAGGUCCAGCAACAAGUGGUGGUUGCAGCAGAGGAGAGAAUUUUUCUGCUCAAAAGACUUCUACAACAUCAAACCACAAAUGACAAUCAUAGUCAACUUCCAGCAAAGAACAAUAACUAUUUCGUUUUGGGCAGUGGAAGUAUUGAAAAUUGGGACAGCAAGAAACCUAAAGUGGCAUCACUGAAGCGAAAGCCAUCCGAUCCCUCUCCUGGCCUAGGUAGCACAACACCAUCUUCUGUUGGAUCAUCAGAAAAAGUUAAGGCAAGAAAGAGUGGAAGCAGCAAACCCAAACGCCUUUGUCCUCCCAUCACUUUAGACUCUGCUGGACGUCCAAUCUUCCCUAUAACUCUGGGACCACUUACAAUUCACAGUCUGGGAGAGAUAAUCAGUGAUCGGGAGGCUUAUCACAAUGAACAGUGUAUAUUCCCAGUUGGCUUUUGCUCCUCAAGAAUAUAUGCAAGUCUACGAGAUCCACUUAAACCAGUAUUAUACACAUGCAAGAUAUUGGAUGGAGGUCCCUCUCCAAGAUUUGAGAUUGUCUGUGAAGAUGAAGAAGAUGCAGUAGUGGCUGGUAGUUCUCCUGCUGAGUGUCAUAACCAGAUUCUUCAGACUAUUAAUCUGUCUCUUGAUAUGGAUCUGUUAACCAUCAGAUCUGAAGGUACUGAUAGUGAUGAGAGAGGCUGCAGAUUUUUUGGACUCACUCAUCCCAGUGUACAGAAUGUGCUGCAAGCCUGUCCCGGGGCCAGAAAAUGUUCUCGUUACAAGUGGAUCAAAUUUGAGGUUUGUCGAAGUGAAGCAGAGGUGGAAAGUGUAUUUGAGGGAGAGAAAGAAGCAUCAUUGUGUCAUGAAGCUCUUCUGCGUAACAUUCGCUUUGCUCGGCAUCAUGUGACAUCCCCAUGAAAUUUAGGUAAUAAACAUAAUACAUUGC
This is a messenger RNA of Portunus trituberculatus (swimming crab), 1475 nucleotides long. Its product is annotated as transforming growth factor beta regulator 1-like. Bases 149 to 1447 code for a protein of 432 amino acids. Gene Ontology annotation, biological process: regulation of cell cycle. The record is from RefSeq and is a predicted model, not a curated record. The transcript is spliced from 11 exons. Lineage: Eukaryota; Metazoa; Arthropoda; Malacostraca; Decapoda; Portunidae. Gene Ontology annotation, cellular component: nucleus.